Plenodomus lingam JN3 is the source of this 1164-nucleotide messenger RNA. RefSeq lists its product as uncharacterized. The record is from RefSeq and is a predicted model, not a curated record. Gene Ontology annotation, cellular component: cytoplasm; cytosol. Gene Ontology annotation, molecular function: molybdopterin molybdotransferase activity. Gene Ontology annotation, biological process: Mo-molybdopterin cofactor biosynthetic process; molybdenum incorporation into molybdenum-molybdopterin complex. Lineage: Eukaryota; Fungi; Ascomycota; Dothideomycetes; Pleosporales; Leptosphaeriaceae.
AUGCUUACUGGAGUCCUCACAGUCGCACUCAUGGCGCGGCCUGUCGCUGGUAUGCGCAAGCAAAGCGUAGUCAUCACCCUUCCAGGAUCACCAAAGGGUGCAAAGGAGAAUCUAGAAGCUGUCCUCAAACUCCUACCACAUGCUUGCAUUCAAGCAGCUGGCGCAGAGUCCAGACCUUUGCACGUCGGUGGGGUGAAGAAACUUGAACAGGAAGCUGGCGUCUCCUCAGAAGGGAAGGCUACUACAGGUGCAGGAGGUGGUCAUCACCAUCACGGAUGCGGUCACUCCCACGGCCACGGUGGCCAUUCUGGACCCAAGGCGCACACCAAGCCAGAAGAACGGCCACAGUCAAACGACCCAUCCGCUGGGCCGAGCCGCAGAUACCGAUCUUCGCCAUAUCCCAUGUUGCCCGUAGAUGAUGCACUCAAACUCAUUACAGAGAAGAUACCAAAUCCUAUUGUCGAGCGUGUACCUGUAGACAUAAAACUUGCCGGCUCAGUCAUCGCGGAAGAUGUCAAGGCCAAAGAAUCUGUCCCAGCGUUUCGUGCUAGUAUCGUAGAUGGGUACGCAGUCAGAGUACCCAAGGAAGCAGGGUUCAAGAAGGGCGUAUACCCCGUGGUAGGCAUCUCGCAUGCCCAGGCUAGUGAUGGAGCAGCAGAACUAAAGGAAGGAGAGUGUGCGAGAAUCACGACUGGUGCACCACUUCCUCCUGGCGCCGAUGCCGUAGUCAUGGUAGAAGACACAGUGCUCAAGAGCAUGACCGAAGACGGGCAGGAAGAGAAAGACAUUGAGAUUCUCGCAGACGGUAUCGAAAUUGGUGAGAACGUGCGAGAAGUUGGCAGUGACGUACAAUCUGGCGAGACUAUUCUUCGCAAGGGCGAAGGCAUCACCAUGGUUGGCGGCGAGUUCGGUCUCCUCGCUUCUGUAGGGACGAAAGAAGUUGCAGUCUAUCGACGCCCAGUAAUUGGUGUUCUCAGCACUGGCGAUGAAAUCAUCCCCCACGACCGCGAAGGUCCCCUUCGACUCGGAGAAGUGCGCGACACCAAUCGGCCCACCCUCAUCACCGCAGCACAAAGCCACAGGUUUGAAGUUGUUGAUUUGGGAAUCGCUUCGGACAAGUACGGCAUCUCCCCGUAUCUACCCACCAUCCAUCCCUUUCUCUGA